This is a messenger RNA of Lolium perenne, 906 nucleotides long. RefSeq lists its product as uncharacterized. Lineage: Eukaryota; Viridiplantae; Streptophyta; Magnoliopsida; Poales; Poaceae. The record is from RefSeq and is a predicted model, not a curated record.
UCCAUUGAUACAUUAGAAGUACGUUUUCAGAUCGACUUGUAGACGUUAAUCGAGUAGCAAACUAGCAAUGAACAUGGCGAGAAGUAAUGCACGGUCACCGCCGGUGAAGCUGAUUCAGCUGCUGCUGACACUGUCGUCGCCGGCAGCGGCCAGCAGGGUGAUCACCAAGUGCAGCAAGAACAAGCGGGUGCAGCUGCAGGCCCAACACGGCGGCGCGUUCGAGUGCCGGACGUGCGGCCGCCGGUUCUCCACCUUCCAGGCCCUGGGCGGCCACCGGACCAGCCACAAGCGGCCGCGGGUGCGCGCCCAUGGCCUAGACCUCCUGCUCGGUGCUCGCCCCGGCAAGGCGAGGGCGCCCGUGGAGCACCGGUGUGGCACGUGCGGCCAGACUUUCCCCACAGGGCAGGCGCUCGGCGGGCACAUGCGCCGCCACAGGCCCUUGUCGUCCGUGGCUGCCGUGGCCGCCGCGACAUGGACGACGGAGGAGACCACUGAGACAUUGUCGUCGUCCCCGUCGUCCGGCUUGUCUUCUGAUCGUGAUGACGACGCGUGGCCUACUUUAAUCCAGUUUAUAUAAGGGAGGGAUUAACAAGCUUGGGAUUGAAGUGCAUUGCUCUACGCUUGAGGAAUGCACACUUGCAUGCAUGCGUGCAUGCUCACGCAUUAUUACCUUAGAGAUCUCAUUAUCUUAUACUACGUGUAUAUCGUAAAUGGGUAGCUAGUGAACUAGUAAUCUAUUGUAAAUGGAAAUUACGUGUAUAUAUAUGUGUCAUGUACAGCUAGUGAUGAAGUGAAACGAGUCCCUUUGGGACUACGUUUCGUACCGGUAGGUACAUGCAAAAAUUGCUUGGAGUUUUGGACAUGUUCUUAACAAAUCAAGCAAUUCAAUGCUUAAUUUCUCCAUAU